ACAGAGGAUUUUACCGGCACUGCAACCCGGUUGUCAGCCCCUGACCCAGACUCUUAAACGGGCAGAACUCACCUCGGAGACCACGCAUUUCACCUCCAUCUUUUACCCGCGUUUUCUUUUUGUUGAGGGACAAAUAAGGACAGGACAUGAUUGGGGUGUGGAAGGGACUGCCCAUAUGUUGGUGUCUGUUGAUGCUGAUUCACUGUAUGGCUCAAACAGAUGCUGCCUUCACAUGUAGCUCCGCUCAGUUUAAGUGUGGAAACGGGAGAUGUAUCACCCGCAGGUGGAUCUGUGAUGGAACCAACGAUUGUGGCGAUGGGAGUGAUGAACUAACAGCUGUCUGCUUGGCUAAAACCUGCAGGGAGUCCCAGUUCAACUGUGGGGCUCCUUUAAACCAGUGCAUACCAAAGAGCUGGCAUUGUGACGGAAAAGCUGACUGUAACAACGGGGCUGAUGAGAAAAACUGCACUGUGAAAGAAUGCAAGGCUGAGGAGUUUAGGUGCACCAACGGCCAGUGCAUAUCCAAGGCCUUCGUUUGUGACAAAGACAACGACUGCUAUGAUGGCUCUGACGAGGUGGCGUGUCCCAAGCCCACCUGCAACACUCGGUCCUUCCAGUGCAACAACUCAGUGUGUGUGCCAUUAAUAUGGAAAUGCGAUGGAGACAGGGACUGUCUGGACGGGUCCGACGAGUGGCCGCAGAACUGUGAGGGGAGGCAGACAGAGAAUAAGCUGUCGCAGUGUAAGUUCCAGGAGUUUCAGUGUUCGAACGGAAACUGUAUUCCCAGCAUAUGGCGGUGUGAUGGAGAAGCAGACUGCUUGGACCGCUCGGAUGAAUUCAACUGCACUCAGUGGACUUGCCAUCAUGGUCAAUUUCAUUGUAACAGUGGAGGGUGUAUAAGUGAAAAUCAGAAGUGUAACUCUGUGAACGACUGUGGAGACAACAGUGAUGAGAUGGGCUGCAGAACAGAUAAUGUGUGCGAAGGCCCAACUAACUUCAAGUGUGGCAGCGGAGAGUGCAUCAGCAUGGACAAAGUAUGUGACUCAAAGAGAGACUGCAGCGACCAGUCUGAUGAACCAGUUGAGUGUGGCAAAAACGAUUGUUUAACGGGAAAUGGCGGCUGUUCUCAUCAAUGCAAUGAUCUGAAGAUCGGCUACAACUGCUCCUGCCCUGCUGGAUACAGAUUGGACAGUGACAAUAAAACUUGUGAAGACAUUGACGAAUGUGAGGUGCCAGACACCUGCAGCCAGAUCUGCAUCAACCUGCCCGGGAGUUACAAGUGUGGUUGCAACGACGGCUACGAGGUUGAUCCAGUGUCCAACACAUGCAAAGCUGAAUCAGGGACAGUGGCCACAUUGUUCUUCACCACCCAGCACGAGGUCAGGGAGCUCACAGUGGACCGCAGUGAGUAUGUCAGGCUCAUCCCAGAGCUGAAAAACGCUUUGGCUCUGGAUAUGGACAUGCUAAACAAGAAUAUCUUCUGGUCAGACCUGUCUCUGAAGAAAAUCUUCAGCUCAAAUAUAGACAUGGCCAGUGACUCAGCUAAUCACAAAGUGGUCAUUGGAAGCGGGAUUGAAGCCCCAGAAGGCCUUGCAGUGGAUUGGAUCCACGGCAACAUCUACUGGACUGACCGCACCUUGAAGACCAUCUCUGUGGCCACUGCAGAAGGCAACAAGAGGAAGACCCUCAUCACUGAGAAGCUUGGGAGGCCCAGAGCCAUCACAGUUGACCCAGAAAAUAGCUUUAUGUACUGGACCGACUGGGGAGAGGAGCCUAAGAUUGAGAAGUGUGGACUUAACGGAGCCGGUCGUGUUGCCUUGGUGAAAGACAACAUUGAAUGGCCCAAUGGCAUCACCCUUGAUAUGGUCAACCAGCGUCUGUACUGGGUCGAUGCCAAGCUGCACGCCAUCUUCAGCAUUGACGUGAACGGAGGGACCCGACACAUGGUCAUAUUUAGUCAGGAAAAGAUCCAACAUCCCUUCUCACUGGCUGUCUUUGAGGAAAAAGUUUUUUGGACAGACCCCAUCAAUGGCUCUGUUUUCGGUGCCAACCGCCUGACGGGAAGGGACAUCAAUGAGUUGGUGACUGGUCUGCAAACUCCAGAGGACAUUGUGCUUUACCACAACCUCAAGCAGCCAUUCGGUGUAAAUUGGUGCAGAGAAGGCAGCAUUAUAAAUGGAGGUUGUGAGUUCCUGUGCCUUCCUGCUCCUCUGCUGGAGAAGGACUCUCCUAAGUACACCUGUGCCUGUCCAGACAACAUGACCCUGGCUGCUGAUAUGAAGACAUGUGUUGCAGCUGCACCUUCUUUCAAGAACGGGACUGAUCUACCUGUCAUGUCCAAAACGACCACCACCCAACCAACUACAUCUACCACCACCAAAGCUGCGGAGAUGCCCACAACUAGCUCGUCUGUCCAGUCAAAACAGACCCCAGAGAGACCUGCUGGCACUGCUCAAGGUUUCCGACAUGCUGUGAUGCCCGAGGAAGCUUCUUCAUCUCACCCUGUUGCUCUCUACGUUGUUCUGCCACUCGUGAUCAUAGCCGGGCUGGUGUUUGGAGCAGUGUUGUUUUGGAGAACCUGGCGCAGGAAGAACACCAACACCAUCCACUUUGCCAACCCCGUGUACCAGAAAACCACCGAGGACGAGGUACACAUCUGCAGGAACGGCUCCGACGGCUAUGUCUAUCCUGAGAGGCAAAUGGUGACCAUGGACGACAUGGAUAUCCUGUGAUCUGUGGAACUUUAAUUGAAAGAUUUUUCUACCUCUGGGGAAACACAACCGACUGCGUCACACCCCCUCAGUUCCCCCAGUGACCUGACUGGUUUAUGUUUCCGACCCCGGCACCGUGCCGUCCAAACCUGCAAAAACAGCAUCUCUAAUUCUCUUGCAAACAAACAUCCUUCAAACAGAAGGUUGAGUACAGCCAGAACCGACUUUUUUUUUCUAAAUGAAAAAGCAAGGAACGGUUUCAGAAGAUAAUGCUUAUCUAGGAGCUUUGACUCUUCUGACUCUGUUUAAAUUUGCUCAGUACACACACAAAAGAUCAAUGAAACAGGUCCUCCUCAUCUUGCCCCUUCGCCAUAUCAUAUGUUUCCAGCUAUGGCUGUUACUUUACCGACGUUUGAGUUCAAUAAAGAGCCGUAUGCUUCAUUUUGACAAUGUGUCGAUAUCUACCCACAUUAAAGAUGUUUCAUAGCCACUUUGACAACCAAUAGUUUCUUUAAGUAAAGUUUUCUACAAUCCACUCCUAAUGUCCAGUAAGGAAAUGUUGCUCAUUGUAAUUUCGAUUUGAUCAGGAGUCAUGAUCUGUCAUAUUAAAUUAACGUUAACUGGUCUUAAUGCCAGUAAGAGGUGAAAUAAACAAUAAUUCUAAGUAUUUUGAAAAUAAUAUGCAAAUAAAUUAACUCAUGGGUGGGAAUUUAGCAUGAGAACAUGUGGGUACGAAGUGAGUCGUACGAACUGGAGAAGGGUCGAACUGACCCAGAGCCUACUGAAACUCGCAUAUUGUAUUUAUAUACCUCUUUUACUGCAUUGCACAUCCAACUUGAACGUCCAUAUCUGUAAAAUCUUACCAAUUCAUGCGUGCCUUGUAAUGACACUCCAGUAGUUGGAAGAAAUUUAUCGUAAGCCUUCCAAACCGUGGCCUUUUGUCACUUGUAAAACAAGAAUUGUGCGUUUUAAUUGACUUGACUCCCAUGUUCUACAGCCUAUUUGUUAUAUUCUGUAAUAUUCGUUUGCAAUGUUUUACAUUGUCGUCGUUUUAGUUCUGUUCAUUCUCCAAAUGAGUUGCAGCUGUUUGGAUUCACAGCUGGUUUACAUUUUGGAAUGAAGAAGCUGCUGAGUCUUUUUGACAUCAACCAAAAUGAAGAAAUGUUCUCUUUUUAUUAAGUGAUUGUAGCUGAUUACCUUUGGCAACAAUGUAAAUAGCUGUAAAUACUUUGUAAAAGGUCUGCUCGAUCUAUUGUUCACAUUUGUAAAUAGAAUCAAGAAGUAUGUGAUUGGUUAUUCUAUUUAUUCAUGGAUAGUUUUGGAUUUUUUUUUCCAGCUGGCUGUAAGUAAAUCAUAUCUUUAAAUGGUGAAGUCUGACCUUGACACUGUGCAACUUUAAUUUAUCUGUCUGUGAAAGCUUUGAAUUCUUGUUCAGUUUCAUGUAUGAGUCACUGCGGCAGGGUUAGCGCUUUACUUUGCAUCAGAAGGCGACUCUUUAUGGUGUCGUAGCAAGAAUGAAGAAACCUUCUGUUCUUCUUUCCAUUGUUUGUUGUCUCCCUCUCAUGACUCGCGUUAUUUUUUGUGCUUCCUCCAUUCUGUUACUGUGAUCUUCUGUUUCCAUUGUGGGAUUAAUGCUGCAUUCGAGUCACCUUGGAAGUCUGGGAAUGAGUUCAACUCGUAAAACCAGCUGUGCAUUGAAACACUAGAGAAAAUCCUUGGUACAAUUCAAAAAUACAAAUAAACUGUUUGUUCCUGAAACUGUUUUAUUUUCGUUGAACACCAGUCAUGCUUAAUCUGAAUUUUGAGUUGUUUGCACACUUCUGACUUUCCAGGUCAGAAUCCCGAGGGAACGUUCUAUUUAAUAUUUCAUGCCUAGAGCUUGAAAAUUCUGACUUAGAAGUAAAACUCAAAUACAGGUUUUUUUCCCCAAAGCAUGAUAUUUUCUCUCACUGCAGAAUGUAUGUUGAAGUUUGUAAAGUUGAUGCACAGCAAUCAGCUUGGUAAUGCACAUCACUUUGUUCACUUUUGUUUGAGGAGUUCGUUGUGUUUGAAAUAAAAGAGUUUGAAUAUUUA
Messenger RNA from Girardinichthys multiradiatus, 4784 nucleotides. RefSeq names its product low density lipoprotein receptor b (gene ldlrb). The coding region runs from base 147 to 2732 and encodes 861 amino acids. The transcript has 18 exons. The record is from RefSeq and is a predicted model, not a curated record. Gene Ontology annotation, molecular function: calcium ion binding; protein binding. Lineage: Eukaryota; Metazoa; Chordata; Actinopteri; Cyprinodontiformes; Goodeidae.